GAGACGGAUAGUGGCAACGCUGGGAUAUUCGCGGUGAGAUGGAAUGCAAAUGAAGCACGGGGUUUGAUGUGCAGCGGAGAAGUGCAUGUCCACGCGCAAACCCCAUGGUUCAUGCACUGAUGCACCGUGCUAUGAGAAAGGAUCUAGACUACAGACGGGCAAGUCCAGCGCAAGUUUCACGUCCAAGUUCAAGUCUUCGUCGCCAGCGUCUCCACCCUGCCAGCAACUCAGUCUCGCGUCUGCAUGUUCCUGCUGACACCUCCCUUACAAUUGGUUACCAGCAGCGCACAAUCUUGCCAUGACGCCGAAUCCUGUUGGCCCAGCAGGGUCGGGCAAUGCACCCGCUAUCAAAGAUAACGGGGGCCCAUCGUAUGCUGAAGCUGCAACACCCAACACGCCAGGUUAUUUUCCCAAGCAAGACGCGCCUGGGGCCUCGUCGACAGCACCCGCCAAGAAGAAGAAGCACCGAGGUGGCAAGAAGAGGCGCAACCGGCGACAGUCAUUCGCGGCGACGCCCGAUCUGGGCACCGGCGACAUGAGCGAUGAGCGUCCGUCCAUGGGCGACUCCCGGGGCAGCAGCGGCUUCUACCGCCACCACGGCAACCUCAGCAGCACCAGUCUGGAGAGCGAGGCGCUGCUCGACCACCGCGACCACCCCACGAUACGCACGCGUCGGCCCAGCGUGCCCGUCACGUCGGCCUUCCAGCCGCGUGCCAGCCAGCCGUUUGUCAACUCGCCUGCCCGUCUGAGCGCACCCAGCGGGGGGUACGGCCGGUCGAGGCUUGCCCACACGCCAGAGGUCAGCUACGAUGACCAGUACGAAGACGAUGCAGACGACCGGACGCCGUUGAUGGGCAACCCCCAGCGCGAGGCUAGAGGCAGUGCAGGCUAUGGUGGCGCGAGCACUACUUCGAGCGUUGGCAGACAGCGAAGACUCAGCAGGACAUCAGCCUCGAGCGAGGAGCUGCAUCGCCCCAAUCUCUUCACCCAGCACCACCACUCGCAGACCAACCUCGACGAGUACGAUGUCAACAACCCGCCGUCGGUGCCCACCAGUCCGGCAUUCGAUGCCGUCAAGGGGCUCGACGAUGUCAUGUUCACCGGCGACCUGAACCACUCUCCAGAGCUCGGUAGGCCUCCGACCAAGUCUCGCGAUGCCUUGAUCGACAUCGACGAGCCCUCGCCAGGAACCAACAUCGGCUCGCCUACGACACCCGGCGGUGGAUUCCGUCGCCGCAUGACGGCGUCGGCAAUAGGAGAUGUCUGUUUCCCACACGAGGCCAUGUCUGAGCUGGGCAAUGACGAUGAGGUCGCCCUGACGACAGGGGAGCCAACAACGCGCCGUCGACGACGCCAAUGGCCCAAUCUUGAGAUCCUGGAUGCUUGGUCGCGUCAAGAGAAGGAGCAGCGAACUGUCGAGGGCAUGCGCAUGCGCAAAGUCAGCGAACCACUGAUGGUCAAUGGGCGUUUACGGCCCAAGAGGCAAGUGUGGCAUCGCGAGAUGAGUGACGCGCCAUUCCGGUUUACCUACUUCAACGAGAACUUCGACAACACGAUUCAUAGCCAAAACAUCAGCGAGCUUGUUCAACCUGGGCAGACUUUCAGGACUCUUUUCAUCCCUGAUGCUCCGGUUCUCGAGGACAGCAGCGAUGAUGACAGCGACGACGAAGACGCGAUGCACUAUAGCACAAACGGGAAUUCGAGAGCACCAACGCGGUCGGCGUCAAAGUUGGGUGACAAGAUAUCGUCUGGUGAGCAGACGCGCUCGACCACGCCACGCCCGACAGACGACAAGUCUAAGCGAUUUGGCCCUCGACCUGCGUGGUGGCUCGAUGUGCUGUCUCCCACUGAGAAUGAAAUGACGGUUAUCCAAAAAACGUUUGGUCUUCACCCGCUCACGACGGAAGAUAUUCUCAUGCAGGAACAGCGCGAGAAGGUGGAGCUUUUCAAGCACUACUACUUCAUCAACUACCGCACUUUCGAACAAGACGAACAUAGCGAGGACUACCUAGAACCGGUGAAUCUGUACGUUGUCGUCUUCCGUGAGGGUGUGAUCAGCUUCCACUUCUCCAUGACGCCACAUCCAGCCAAUGUACGUCGUCGUGUACGCCAACUUUCCGACUACCUAGUCUUGUCGCCGGAUUGGAUAUCGUAUGCUAUUAUCGACGACAUCACCGAUGCUUACCAGCCCAUGAUCCAAGGUAUUGAGGAGGAGGUGGAUGAAAUUGACGAAGCCAUUUUACGCCUUCACUCUAUAGAUGGUGAGGAUGCGGAGAAUGAGGACGAGAAGGUAGAGGACCAGUCCAAGAAAGGACGUGACAUGCUACGUCGCGUGGGCGAAUGCCGCAAGAAGGUCAUGAGUCUGUACCGGCUGUUGGGCAACAAGGCGGAUGUCAUCAAGGGCUUUGCCAAAAGGUGCAACGAGCAGUGGGACAUUGCACCGCGCAACGAGAUCGGCAUGUACCUCGGUGAUAUUCAGGAUCACAUUGUUACCAUGACGGCCAACUUGAGUCAUUACGAGAAUCUGCUCUCGCGAGCGCACAGCAAUUACCUUGCUCAGAUCAACAUCCGCAUGAACGAGCGACAGGAGAAGACGUCGGAUAUCCUGGGCAAACUGACGGUGCUCGGUACCAUUGUGCUGCCCAUGAACGUCGUCACGGGUAUCUGGGGCAUGAACUGUCUCGUACCUGGUCAGGACGUCAACAGCCUGACGUGGUUCUGGUGCAUUACCGGCGGGCUUAUUGGAUUUGGUACUCUGUGCUACCUUAUCGCUAAGAGAGUGUAUGGCAUUGUGUAGUAGUGUAGUUCUACUAUCACGGCGCCCUUUUUUGUUGUUUGGGCGGUCUCUCGCUUUGGACGUGGAUGAUACUCAUACGUGGGGAAAAGAAUGUAUACCUAUGUGUUCUAGUAUACGUAAUUUCUGGUGCUUUUGAUCAAUGGAUUGGAUUGGGCGGCUUGUUCAUAAUGUUUUCAGUCAAUGCAUGCAUGUUGUGGAUGAGGGGUUUGGAGGUCCGGUGAGGAGAGGCUGAUGCAUGGCCCAUGGCAAGCGUGUGGCUGUGGAUGGAUUCACCGGAUGAAAGAUCAGGGAUAACGGUGCGAUAACCAGUGUUUUUUUACGGCAGGUGUAUGCAGGGUAGGGUAAUCUCAUUAGAUAGUGUCUGGCAUCUCAUUCGAGUG
Dothidotthia symphoricarpi CBS 119687 is the source of this 3177-nucleotide messenger RNA. Its product is annotated as cora-domain-containing protein. The record is from RefSeq and is a predicted model, not a curated record. NCBI's taxonomy places the organism in Eukaryota, Fungi, Ascomycota, Dothideomycetes, Pleosporales, Dothidotthiaceae. The transcript has 4 exons. Gene Ontology annotation, cellular component: plasma membrane. Gene Ontology annotation, molecular function: magnesium ion transmembrane transporter activity. Gene Ontology annotation, biological process: magnesium ion transmembrane transport; intracellular magnesium ion homeostasis. Bases 299 to 2797 code for a protein of 832 amino acids.